AUGAAGUUAGACAACGAUAUAAAUACUUAUUUUAGUAAUGAAAAUCUUAGGAAAAACGCCAUUUUGCCUUCACAAAAUUAUGUUGUAUCUUGUCAAGGAUUUCAUAAACUAACAUCUGUACUAAAUAAGUUAGCCAGACGUUAUAAAGGCGUCUCAAAUGAGCUAAUUUUGCAAAUUAAUCGCAUCACUAAUUGCAAAACUACUUCACUAUCGCAAUUCUACAAAUCAAUUUGUGUUAUGCCUUCAAAUAACUCGCUUUUGCAAUAUUUAAUUGACAUUUUUAGAGAUUCAAUAAUUAUAAAUUAUCAGCAACAAAAUUUAAACACAUUAUGGCUCACUAAAACUACCAAUAUAUCUCCUAAAAAUGAUAAUCUUGGCCAUGUAAAUAUUACACAUAAUUGCAACGAUCAUUUACUUGAAUCAGAUAAUAUAUCGGCAAGGAUUCGUAGUGGUAUUAAUUUCAAUGAUUUCAACUUCAAUGGCUCAGAUAUAUCCAACCUUGAUAAUACAAAAUCAUUUGACACAAAUACUAACAAUAGUUGCACUUAUAAAAGGAAUUUAUACAAAUCGCCAAUUGGAGUUCUCAAGAAACAGUGCAUAGAAGCAAAUUGUAUUGAAAGAAAUUGUGAUAUAUUAGCAAAUGGACACUACAAUUCACUUACAAAUCAUGCUACUGUCAACAAUCACAACGUUAAUGAUAUACUAUUACAUUCAUUGAAGAAUCCUUUAAGUGUUUUUAAAUCCAUACUAUUAAAGGAAAUAUUUAAUGGUAUAAAUGUUAGUACAUUGAAUUCGAUCAUUGCAAAUUCACAAAUCUUUAUUCCGGAAGUUAUCAUCUACUUGAGCAAUCAAUUAUGGGUUAAAUGUUUACUUUUGAAAGAUGAAACAAUACUUUCCAAGUACGGUAUAAAUGAUUUGAUAACAUCAAUUAACAAAUCUUCUGAUUUUGUUAAUCAUAUACUUAACGGCAUUAAGCAUAACAAUUUGAAAUCUAUCUAUUUUCAGAUAUGUGGUAAAGCAUUGUCAAAGGAUACUAUUUUGUCACUAAACAACAAGAGUAAUAAUGGUGUAAAGGGUAAACAACUGAAUUGGUCAAAUAUAUAUAUUCCUAGGUCCAGAAUUAUGUAUAGAUCAUCAUUCAACAAUUUCAGUCUUCCGUCGUGUAGUUUAUUAAAAUUUAGAAAAUUUCCAACGAGACUCCAAUGUAGAAUGUUACUAAACAACAUUCUAUUCAACAAUGAUCUAAUGGAUGAUAAAAAUGAUGCUGAGAUUGUGAAGAAAAUUCAAGAAUCAAUUGAUGCAAUUGUGGAAGAAGACAAUUUCAGAUAUAAUAAAAAAACUUUGAUCGGCAAUAUGGAAGAUCAUUUUUAUCAAUUAAUUAUCAAGUUGCACAAUUUUAGCUUUAAAGAAUACUUAGAUAAACAUUGUCCGAGAAAGAUUAUUCAUUUAAAUAGUUUGGUAGAAUUAAACCAGAUACCUUCACUUGAUUAUUCAAUCAAUGUUGAUAAUGUAGUUUCAUUUGUUCAGGAUAUAAUCAACAAUUUAAUAACGGAUGAUUUGCUAGGGAAUAAUCAUAAUAAACUUAUAUUCUUGAAAACAUGUAGAACAUUAGUUAGGCUGAAUAGAAAUGAGACAAUUAAUAUUGAUCGACUGAUUAGGAAUAUUAAAGCGAAAAACUGUAAAUGGAUACAAAUCGAAGCUAAUAAUUCUUAUAACCGCACAUUAGUGAUACGGAAUUAUCUAUCAAAAUUAAUAUACAUUCUACAUAAGCAUCUUACAUGUCCGUUACUAUGGUCAUGCUUUUAUAUUACAGAAUCAGGAAAUUCAAUUAACAAGUUAUAUUACUUUAGAAAAUCAGAUUGGUACAAAUUGGAAAGGAUUGCAGAUUCGCAUUUAUCCAAUUCAAAUUAUGAAAUAUCAGAUAAAUCAAUAGAAUACAAUAAGAUAAGAUGGGUUCCAAAAAGUAAAGGAAUGCGACCGAUUUGGAAUUUAUCCAAUUUACCAGCUAGCUCAGAAUUUAUUGAGUCAAUUGAUAAUCAACAAUGUAUGUGCAACAAUUCAUCCAACUCUGGUCAUAAAUGUUUCAAAUGUUAUAUAACAUCUGGAAUAAAAAAAACCAAUAAAAAAUCCAGAACGCCUGCUGUAUCAAGAAAUACGUUUUUAUAUCUUCCUAGAGUUAUCCUUUCCUAUUUAUGUCGACACAAAUCUAAAUUAAUGGGAUCAUCUGUUAUGGGUUAUACACAGGUCUAUAAGAGGUUAAAUAAUUGGUGGAAUCGUUUUUGUAGUAUUUACAAAAGGAAUUGUAUUGAUUAUAAGUUAUAUAUUGUUGUAGCUGAUCUUUCAAUGUGUUAUGAAUCCAUUUUACAUGAGAAUCUCAUAAAAGUUAUUAAUAAUUUGCCUAUUCCAAGACAUUUUCUUUUUACCAGGGGAUAUUGUCGAGCAUUUACUAGACUAUCAUUGAAAACUAAAUCAUUGGGGUGUCUUGGCACGCGUAUUGAUAUUAUUGACACUAGAAAUGUUGAAAGAUGUGACAACUGGUUGAAAAAGUUUAGGAGGCAAUCUAUCCUUAAAUGUUUAGUUGGAGGAGGCGUGUGCAUAGUUUCUAGGCUUGAUCAAUGUCAAAUAUCGGUUACUAGAAAUGAUCUAAAUGAGAUAAUUAAGACACUACUGAAGACACUAACUAUUACACUUAAACCCAAUGGUAUUGGAAAAGUAAUUAUGAGACAAACCUGUGGAAUUCCUCAGGGAUGUUGCAUUUCAAGCUUUCUAUGCUCCCUCUAUAUGGCAAGCAAAGAUAAGCUUAUAUCCAAAUUGUUUAAUAGCAAAGUAGUUACUAGAAAAAAUAAAAUAACCAUGGUGCCUAAUUUGUUACUGCGGUGGAUUGAUGAUUUUAUCUUCAUUUCAGCAAAUAAGGAUGAUGCCAUGCAGAUGUCAAAGAUACUACUUGAUGCUGAAGUGUUUGAUGCCAGAGUAAAUCUCGACAAAUUGAAUGCUAAUUUCGAACCAUACAAUAAAUCUCAACUGGAAUGGUUAGGGAUGAAAUUUUCAUUUGAUAUUGCAAAUGAAAAGGUUAAUAUUGAGAUGGAGCCUUGGAGAAAUUUAUCAAAUGUGAUAAGAGAUUCAUUUUCGUUCAGAAUAUCAGGAAAUGACUUCAUGCAGACGAUUCUAAUUGAUCGCUUAUACGGUUAUCUGUCUAAUAGAUUAUGUCAUGGAUUAUUUUCUUGCAGCAAGAUUAACUCCAAUGAAUAUAUAAUACAGAACGCAUAUGUAAUAAUGAGAAUAUGUAUGUUAAAGUUGGUAUGUGGAAUUGAUGCAAUUAUUUUUGAAUUUGGCGGAUUUAUAAACUACAACUUCAUUGUAGACACUAUAUUUAAUCUCAUAGACCAUGCAAUGACUUUGAUAUCUAGGCGCUGCAAGUUGUAUGGAUAUUAUAAAUAUAUACUAAAAGCUCAUCUACUAUCGGCAGCCACAGUAACUGUUAAUAGUGUUAUUGAUCAGUUAUCAAAUGCAAAUAUCAGUGAUAGUGGAAAGUGUGGUAAAAAAGAUUUCAAAUUUAUGCUAAAAAGGCUUCUAAAAGUGUACCGCAAGGGGAUUAAACAAAUUAGCCUGCCAAAGGUGUUAAAACGCACGGUAUUGUAUCAAGACAAUAAUAAAAUAUACAAUAUCGCGAGAAAUAUUAGUGAAAUUGAAUCUAAAUUUGAUGGAAAAUGGCCGAAUGUAACAUAA
Molecule: messenger RNA, 3726 nt
Organism: Babesia microti strain RI
Lineage: Eukaryota; Apicomplexa; Aconoidasida; Piroplasmida; Babesiidae
Product: Telomerase reverse transcriptase
Exons: 8
Coding region: 1-3726 (1241 amino acids)
Biological process (GO): telomere maintenance via telomerase
Cellular component (GO): telomerase catalytic core complex
Molecular function (GO): telomeric repeat DNA binding; telomerase RNA binding
Source: RefSeq, a predicted model, not a curated record